Molecule: messenger RNA, 1452 nt
Organism: Chrysoperla carnea
Lineage: Eukaryota; Metazoa; Arthropoda; Insecta; Neuroptera; Chrysopidae
Gene: mof
Product: histone acetyltransferase KAT8
Exons: 7
Coding region: 30-1391 (453 amino acids)
Biological process (GO): regulation of DNA-templated transcription
Molecular function (GO): histone acetyltransferase activity
Source: RefSeq, a predicted model, not a curated record
GAGAACAUACUAGAGAUAUUUUAUAAAAUAUGGCGGAACCAGAUAAGAUGUCAGAUAAUUCCAACGAUAAAAUAAUGAAAAAAAAUGAUUCAAAUGCAAAAAAUUCUCAACAAAAUGAUAACGAAGAUGCCGAUAGUUUAGAUGAACAACCAUUGGAUAUUGGUGAACAUUAUCUUGUACGACGUUCUGCAGAAUCUUGGCAUCCGGCUGAGAUUAUACAAACACGAUUUAAUGAAACUGACAAUCAAUGGGAAUACUAUGUGCAUUAUGAAGGAUAUAAUCGACGAUUGGAUGAAUGGGUUCCGCGCGGUAGAAUUAUGUCAGCAAGAUUUCAUUUAUCGGAAGGCAAAACUGGAGCAGAUAGUAAGGCAUGGCGUGAACGAUCUUUGGUUACAGAUUUAUUAGCAGAUAGUACAGAUAGAAAAAUUACUCGAAAUCAGAAACGGCGACAUGAUGAAAUUAAUCAUAUUCAAAAAACAUAUGCAGAAAUGGAUCCAACCACUGCUGCUCUGGAAAAAGAACAUGAACAAAUCACUAAAGUUAAAUAUAUUGAUAAAAUACAAAUAGGCCGGUUUGAAAUAGACACAUGGUAUUUUAGUCCAUAUCCAGAAGAAUAUGGACGUCAAUCAAAAUUAUGGUUAUGUGAAUAUUGUCUAAAAUAUAUGCGAUUAGAGAAAACUUAUCGAUAUCAUAUGAGUGAAUGUACCUUAAGACAACCAUACGGGAAAGAAAUUUAUCGACGGGGAACGUUAUCUGUAUGGGAGGUUGAUGGAAAAGAUCAUAAGAUUUAUUGCCAAAAUUUAUGUCUAUUAGCAAAAUUAUUUUUGGAUCAUAAAACAUUAUAUUUUGAUGUGGAACCAUUCUUAUUUUAUAUUUUGUGUGAAGUGGAUAAACAUGGAGCACAUAUUGUUGGAUAUUUUUCAAAGGAAAAGGAAUCACCAGAUGGAAAUAAUGUAGCGUGUAUUUUAACAUUACCGCCAUAUCAACGUCAAGGAUAUGGAAAAUUAUUAAUUGCAUUUAGCUAUGAAUUGUCUCGAUUAGAAGGAUGUGUGGGCAGUCCAGAGCAACCGUUAAGUGAUUUAGGAAAAUUAAGUUAUCGAUCAUAUUGGUCUUGGGUAUUAUUAGAAGUAUUACGGAAUGUUCGUGGUACAGUUUCAAUUAAGGAUUUAAGUGUAAUGACCAGUAUUACUCAAACUGAUAUAAUAUCAACUUUACAAAGUAUGAAUAUGGUGAAAUAUUGGAAAGGACAACAUGUAAUUUGUGUAACACCUAAAUUAAUCGAAGAGCAUAUAAGGUCAAAUCAAUUUAAACGACCCAGGUUAACUGUUGAUAAAAGUGCUUUACGAUGGACUCCAAGGCGAUAUGGACCUCCAAAAUUAGGCAAGAAAUAACAAUUAAGUUUAGUAGUUACAUUGUUAGAAUUAUAUUUAAAUAACUUAUAUAUUUGUUCAA